CUGCAUUCACAUUACAUAAUAUAUUUCCUUAAUCCCUUUUCAUAUCUAUUUGAUUGCUUUUCUACAAACAACAAUUCAUUAGCAUUAAUUUUUUUACUGUGUGCUUUCUGUGCUCAUUCUCUAGAUAUUUUCCAGCAAAAGGAAAUACAUUGCGAUCAGGACAAGCCCCAUUUUUCGAAUGGUCUUUUUUUUUAUAUUUUAAAAAAGAAAAUAGUGAUCCAUGCACAUUUUAUUUUGGUGCAAAUGUUUUUUUUUAGUUUGAAUUAAUGUGGGGUAAUGAGAUUUUAAUUUGAAUUUAAUUAUUACAAUUAUUACUUUGUUUCGUAGCAGAGCAAGAUUCUUGGCUUGUAAAUGAAGUUGUGUGAAGGGUAGCUAGUGGUUCUUUCUAAUCAAUCCAUUGAAGAUAAAUUAUUAAAAGAUGACCUUCUCUUAUCUGACUAAAUCAACCUUAUUUAUUUAGUUUAAGAGUCUUGAGCUAAAGCUAGGAAGCAGCAAAAUUCCCUUUUGUUUUGGGUAGAGUCAAUUCAUCAUCAAGUAGGAGUUGAGUGAGGAAAUGGAAGCCACUGAGCAGAACAAACCCAAGGUGGUGGUGAUUGAUUCUUUGCGAUCAUGGGAACACCAUCUCACCGAGGCUUCUAACCAGAAUUGCCCUGUUGUGGUUCACUUCACAGCUUCAUGGUGCAUGCCAUCGGUGGCUAUGGUACCUGUUUUCGAAGAACUGGCUUUGAGCUAUCCGGAUAUUGUGUUUCUCACUGUUGAUGUUGAUGAGGUCAAGGGGGUGGCCACGAGAAUGGAUGUAAAGGCAAUGCCAACAUUUUUACUUCUAAAGGGCGGUGUUGCAGUGGAGAAGGUGGUUGGUGCCAAUCCAGAGGAGAUAAAGAAAAGGAUAGAUGGGGUUGUUCAGUCCAAUCGUGUGUUAGUAGCGUAGUGGUAUUUUACUGUUGCAAGUUGUAAGAUAUGUGCUUGUGGUCCUGCACUAUGGCAUCGGGGUCAAAGCCUUUUAUGAUGUUAUAUGUUGAAUAUUAGUUCAAGUGUAAUUUCCAAGUUUCAUUAGCUUAAUGCUUUUGUUAAUCUACAACUUUUAUUUCAGCUGAAAUUUUGCUUUUUAUGGUUUUGAGUUUUGUGCUCUUUCCCUGGAAGUUGUGAUUUCAAGGGCCGUGUGCUUUUUUGUAUUGGUUCUUUGGCUAAUGAAAGAAAAAUACAACCAUCACAGAUGUCCAUG
Molecule: messenger RNA, 1222 nt
Organism: Abrus precatorius (Indian licorice)
Lineage: Eukaryota; Viridiplantae; Streptophyta; Magnoliopsida; Fabales; Fabaceae
Product: thioredoxin-like protein CXXS1
Exons: 3
Coding region: 554-928 (124 amino acids)
Source: RefSeq, a predicted model, not a curated record